Aethalodelphis obliquidens (Pacific white-sided dolphin) is the source of this 4936-nucleotide messenger RNA. RefSeq names its product ubiquitin specific peptidase 10 (gene USP10). Gene Ontology annotation, biological process: DNA damage response, signal transduction by p53 class mediator; protein deubiquitination; regulation of autophagy. The transcript is spliced from 14 exons. NCBI's taxonomy places the organism in Eukaryota, Metazoa, Chordata, Mammalia, Artiodactyla, Delphinidae. The record is from RefSeq and is a predicted model, not a curated record. Gene Ontology annotation, molecular function: cysteine-type deubiquitinase activity. The coding region runs from base 94 to 2490 and encodes 798 amino acids. Gene Ontology annotation, cellular component: nucleus; early endosome; cytosol.
GCGAGUGUGUAUGUGCGGGCGAGAAGAUGGCGGCGGCGGGGGAAGCAGCGUGAGGAGUCGGACGAGCGCCGAGGCUCAUUGAAACGGGCCGCCAUGGCCCUCCGCAACCCGCAGUAUAUUUUUGGAGAUUUUAGCCCUGAUGAAUUCAAUCAGUUCUUUGUGACUCCUCGCUCUUCAGUUGAGCUUCCUCCGUACGGUGGAGCAGUUCUGUGUGGCGCACAGGCCGCUGGUGAGCUACCCGAUGGGCAGGACUGUCAGAGAAUUGAAUUUGGUGUUAAUGAAGUAAUUGAACCCAAUGACACUUUGCUGAGAACUCCCAACUACAGUAUUUCAAGCACAUUGAAUCCUCAGGCCCCUGAAUUUAUCCUUAGUUGCACAGCUUCCAAAAAGAUCCCCAAUGACAUCGAUAAAGAAGUGAACUACAGCUCAGCUGACUGCCAGUACCCAGGCUCUGCCCUCGCCCUGGAUGGCAGCUCUAACGUGGAGGCGGAAGUUUUAGAGAACGAUGGCGUCUCGGGUGGUCUUGGACAAAGGGAGCGUAAAAAGAAGAAAAAACGCCCCCCUGGAUAUUACAGUUACUUGAAAGACGGCGGCGAGGGUGGUCCUUCCACAGAAGCCCUGGUCAAUGGCCACGCCGGCCUAGCAGUCCCCAGCAGUGUAGGCACGGAGGAUGUGGACUCGAUGGGUGAUGUGCCCCCCGUGGGGACACCCAGGACUUGGGGCAGCCCCCAGGACACCACGGACUUCGUCAGCGACGCCGUGCCUGCUGGUUCUUUCCCCGGAGCCCUUGACAGCGGGGCCAGGACUGCAGGGCAGCCUGAGGGCUGCCCCGGGGCCAACUUGGAGCCCUCUCGCCUCCCUGCAGAGGCCAGCAGGGACACCCUGUUGAGGACAGCUGUGGCUCAGCCUGCCGUUGGGACCGAUACUACUGAGAACCUCGGAGUCACUAACGGACAAAUACUUGAAUCCUUGGGUGAGGGCACGGCUGCCAACGGGGUGGAGUUGCACACUGUGGAGAGCUCGGACUCGGAGCCCGCCAGGGCCGAGAGCGGCGCCCCUCCUGCGGACGCCGCGGCCUCUGCAGCGGCCACCGCCCCUGCCGGUCACAGUCAGCCCGCCAAGUCGUGGGCCAGUCUUUUUCAUGGUUCUAAGCCCCCUUCCUCCUGCGCCGCCCCCUCGCCUGUGGUUUCCAUGGAAGCUAAGUAUUCCCCUCCUGCCACAUCUUCCCUGGUCUCUGAAAAGCAGGCCGAAGUCAAGGAAGGGCUGGUUCCAGUUUCAGAAGAUCCUGUAGCCAUAAAGAUUGCAGAGUUACUGGAGAACGUAACCCUGAUUCAUAAACCAGUGUCAUUGCAACCCCGCGGGCUGAUCAAUAAAGGAAACUGGUGCUACAUUAAUGCUACACUGCAGGCACUGGUUGCUUGCCCUCCGAUGUAUCACCUGAUGAAGUUCAUUCCUCUGUAUUCAAAAGUGCAAAGGCCUUGUACGUCCACACCCAUGAUAGAUAGCUUUGUUCGGCUAAUGAAUGAGUUUACUAAUAUGCCAGUACCUCCAAAGCCCAGACAAGCUCCUGGGGAUAAAGCCGUGAGGGACGUCCGCCCGGGAGCUGCCUUUGAGCCCACGUACAUUUAUAGACUGCUGACAGUUAUCAAGUCGAGCCUGUCCGAAAAGGGUCGACAAGAAGAUGCUGAGGAGUACUUAGGCUUCAUUCUAAAUGGACUUCACGAGGAAAUGCUGAACCUGAAGAAACUUCUCUCACCAAAUAAUGAAAAACUUACUGUUUCCAAUGGACCCAGAAGCCACUCAGUGAACGAAGACGAGCAAGAAGAGCCAGGCGAAGGAAGUGAGGACGAAUGGGAGCAAGUGGGCCCCCGAAACAAGACUUCGGUCACUCGCCAGGCGGAUUUUGUUCAGACCCCCAUCACUGGCAUUUUUGGUGGCCACAUCAGGUCUGUGGUUUACCAGCAGAGUUCAAAAGAAUCUGCCACCCUGCAGCCGUUCUUCACGCUGCAGCUGGACAUCCAGUCGGACAAGGUACGCACCGUCCAGGACGCGUUGGAAAGCCUGGUGGCAAGAGAGUCUGUCCAGGGUUAUACCACCAAAACCAAACAAGAGGUGGAGAUCAGUCGAAGGGUGACUCUGGAAAAGCUCCCUCCUGUCCUCGUGCUGCACCUGAAACGGUUUGUUUACGAGAAGACAGGUGGAUGUCAGAAGCUUAUCAAGAACAUUGAAUAUCCUGUGGACUUGGAAAUUAGUAAAGAACUGCUCUCUCCAGGGGUUAAAAAUAAGAAUUUUAAAUGCCACAGAACCUAUAGGCUAUUUGCAGCCGAGUCUUUUGCGCCUUUGAGGCCUUCUGUGUCUUUGAAGAGUUGCUGGUCGCAGCAGUUGUGUUUGCGCCCCUGGCCGUUUGUCUUAGAGUUUUCCAGCUGCGCUCCCACCGCUCCCCUUGUGUUGCCUUUGCGGAGCCUGUCUGUAGUGACUGCUGUUUGUUAGCCCUCACACGUUCAUUGAGCCUUUUCACUGGAUACUUUUUAUGUACUAUCUCAUUUAGUCCUUACAGCGUCCUGGGAGGUAUGUGGCGCUAUCCCCAUUCUGUAAAAGGACAAACUGAGACUCGUGGAGGAACAUUGGCCGCUCUGUGCCCUUAAGUGGCAGAGCAGAGCUUCACACUCCUGCCCUCGGUCCACCCCUGAGCUCUUGGGAUGUUGGAUUGGGCCCUGGUCGUUGGGUGGGUCGGGUGCCAGGUUAGAAGGUGUUGGGCCCGGUUGGCCCUUUCUUCCCACCAGGACCUGCUCCCUCCGACUCGCUCUUCUCCCCGGAGGUGGCUGAUCACGGCCUUACCCCAGCCUGCUGGGACCUGGUGGGCAACACACUCCCGGCGUGUAGCCACCCUCCCCCUGACCUGCCUUGGGCUGGCAGCUCGGAGGCCUCUCUGUGGUCUUCCUCUGAGACCAGAGGGCCCCCAGGGUCCAGCCUGGCUCCCUGGGGUUUGGCACUGAGGUCCCAGGGUGAUGACGUGUUUCUCCGAGUCUCCCUGCAGCCUCCCUGGGGUCCCUGUCAGGGCAAGGUGAUGAUCAAGGGCAGGGUUAGCAAGUCUUGUCUCCUGGUCAGGGGGCCCUGGUGUGAGUGCACCCCUACCACUCCCGCCCGCCCCGGCCCGGGGCUUCUUCUGGAGUCACUCUCGCCUGCACCCCUGAAUCUGAGCCUUCUAAUCUCAGAAAUACGGUCACCGGAUUGGUUGCAGUUUUCUGUAAACUGUGAGUAAAGAGGUGCUUUUAAAAAUGGUUUUGAUUGCGGGACAAAGAAAAUCAGUUAAUAUAGCGCGUGAGCUUUUGGAAAACUCAUUCUCAGCUCUGCUUCUGUGACGUGGGCUUGCCGGGCGUCUGUGACACAUCACCAUGUUAGGUACAGGUCUGCUGCUUGAGAAACCUGCAUACGGGUAGAGCGCUUCUCUUCUGAAUAUUUAAAAUGAAGUGUCGUAGAGGAAACGCAAAUCAGUUAAACCCACAGGUCCUUUAAAUCCUACUGACCUGGUCACUUUAAAAAACCAAAACCAAGUCUGGUAGGUCUUAGAGGUGAAAAUCCAGGACAGACGCCCCACAGCUGGAUUUGGGGUCAGAGGGACAUGCUGGUGUCGGGGCUCCCCUUGCCCUGCGGCAGCCUGUCCAUCUCUGUGACCUGCAGGACUCGAUGCAGCCGUGAGCUGCUGCUGGUUCCGUUGCUGGUUUCCCACUUGAUGGCCCAACAGUCUUGCUGUCCCUCAGCGACCAGUCGCGUUCGUCCCCGGCGGGCCAGGGCCUCAGUGUUCUCUGAGCCCCAGCAGAAUGGCCUCUGCGCAGAGCCCGGCUCUGGGUGGAUUUGGAUGUCCCUACAAGUGGGGGAGCGCGCUGACGUUCAGCCUAUUUAUUGCUGAAAUUUCGUACCAGAUUGUGCCCCUCUCUCCAAGUGACUGUCCUUCAUGCCACUCACGGCAACGCACAGCUCACCCUGGCCACACUGCAGCCCCCCUCCCCGGAAUGUCACUGGAGGCUGUUUCCCUCACACAGGGUCAGGUCUGCUGCUGGCCCAGCCACCUCCCAGCCCCUUCUCUGCAUAGAAGGGGGAGGAUGUGCCCUUCCACUGUCUUUAAUACCUUUUCAGCAUCUUCCGACAGUUGUAUUUGUUUUACACCUCUGACUAAGGCUUCCUGUUUGAAUUACACAAUUUUAAUGAACAAGUACAUGGCAGGUAAUUUUUUCUGUUAAAACAUGGUAGUAGAAAAAUUGGAAAUUUUUUUUAAAAGAAAAAAAGAGCAAUGACCGGUGUCUGCAGGGUGACUCAACUGCCCAGUCAGCCCAGCUAACUGCGCUGGCGACCCUCCUGGGGCAGUGCUGUCCUUGUCACGGGUGACAGUCCACAGAAAACCUCAGAUUCUUGUUUUUUUCAUGUAAUGUAAGCAUAUUCUUACACCGCCAAAAACUUUUAAUCAGGUCAACGAAAAAAUUCACCUUCUUGUAAUGUAAUACACUCAGCAUUCCUUCGAGUGUGAAUAUAGGCUUUUCCAUGUUUUCACUUUGUCCAAGAUUCAGAUACUCUGUUGGAACAGUCUAGAAGUGGAAUUGGCUGGAUCAGGGCCUGAUGUUUGGGCCUCGGUGUGCGUUCCCAGAGGGACAUUGGCUGAUGGCUCUGCAGGGAGCGUCUCUGUGUCCUCCUUCCUAGGGGACUGUCUCCUGUAUCAAGUCUUAAGGCGGCUGACGAGCCUGCCUACAGGGCUGACAGAUGGGACGACCCCAUUAGUUGACAUUUCUUUCAUAGUUUGUGAGGUAUUGAGCAUUUUAAAUAUGUUAUUAAGAUGUAGAUGUAUGACUUUGUAUUGUAAAUUGUUGAACGGUUUUGAGUUGAAACAGCAUUGCUUUGUAUAACCCCACUUCUCUGUCCCACCUGCCUUGGUGCCAGGCCU